Nerophis lumbriciformis (worm pipefish) is the source of this 2431-nucleotide messenger RNA. It is a transcript of the gene dnajc18, whose product is annotated as DnaJ (Hsp40) homolog, subfamily C, member 18. The record is from RefSeq and is a predicted model, not a curated record. Lineage: Eukaryota; Metazoa; Chordata; Actinopteri; Syngnathiformes; Syngnathidae. Gene Ontology annotation, molecular function: Hsp70 protein binding. Gene Ontology annotation, cellular component: endoplasmic reticulum membrane. Gene Ontology annotation, biological process: cellular response to misfolded protein.
AUAUUUUGUAGAAUGGACAAAGACGAGGCGGACCGGCUGAUAGAGAAGGCGAAGUUGUUGCUACGGUCAGGACGGAAGGACCGAGCGCUGCAGCUGCUUUACGAAGCCCAAAAUAUCUACCCCAGCACCCGGGCCAGAGUGCUGAUUGAUGUCAUAGUUAAAAAUGGAAGCAACCCGGCUCCGGAAGUGAACCACGUGCCCCCGCCAAAAGGCUGGAGAGAAGAGGACUGUGGCAACGCUGAGAAAAGUCAUGUGAGCGGCGAUGACAAGAAAAGCUACACAGAAGAUCAGCGGCAGGGUGUUCUAAGGAUUAAGAAUUGCAAGGACUUCUACGAGAUCCUUGGCGUCCCCAAGAAUUCCAGCGAUGAAGAUCUGAAGAAGGCGUACAGAAAGUUGGCCCUCAAGUUUCACCCUGACAAGAACUUCGCACCAGGAGCCACAGAUGCUUUUAAAGCAAUCGGCAACGCUUACGCAGUGCUAAGCAAUCCAGAGAAGAGGCAGCAGUACGAUCAGUAUGGAGAUCAGUCGGCAGCCGAGAGCGCGUCGCAACACACCACCCACCAUCGCCACGGACACUACCGAAACUUCCACAGAGACUUCGAGGCUGACAUUUCUCCCGAGGAGCUCUUCAACAUUUUCUUUGGAGGACGAUUCCCCACAGGAAACAUUCACGUGUACACCAACCAGGGAGCCUCCUACUCUCAGUUCUACCAGCCUCGUCGACGACGCGCUUAUGAGAGACGCGAGGAGGUGGUAGAGGACAACCCGAGUCAAAACUCCUUUACAGCUCUGCUGCAGCUCCUCCCUGUCCUGGUGCUGAUUCUCAUCUCAGUGUUCACUCAGAUGAUGGCCACCAACCCGCCUUACAGCCUCUUCUACAAGCCGUCCAUGGGGCUGGUGGUCUCCCGGGAAACUCAGCACAUGGGCGUCCCGUACUACGUGGAUAAAAGUUUUGAAAAAGAGUACCGUGGCGACGCACUGGACGAGCUGGAGAAGACGAUAGAGAGCGACUAUAUUGAACACUUGCAGAGCAGCUGCUGGAAGGAGAAACAACAGAAGUCGGACCUGGCCAACCUGGGGCAGCUGUACCGAGAUGAGCGUCUAAAGCAGAAGGCAGAGUCGAUGAGGCUGGACAACUGUGACAAGCUGCAUAGACUGGUGGGACGUCUGAGAGGCGGCAAGUGAAGAGGACACUUUGUAUGGGCAGUCACAACACUGGUACAUUAUUCUUAUAAUUCUUUUUGAGGUCAUUUCUCUACUCAAGACACGCUGGAAGGAAUCCAGUGCAGCAGAGUUGGGAACAAUGUGCCUUCUCUCCUCCGGGAUGGGAGGAAAUCAAGGUUGCAUGUCAGCUUCUUUGGUGGCCACAGCACUGUCAGUGUUGCACUAAGACUCUGCCCCUUUCCUGUUUUUUAUAUAGAAUUGGUCUCUGUAAGAGGUCAUGGUAUGAAGCUAUGUUUGUGUCCACACUCGGGAUGUGACGAGAUCUUGUCACAAUUGUUUUUUAUUUUUAAGAGUAUCCGUUUGGCAAGAAGUAUUAGAACUUCGCAUUAAGUGCUUGGACACUACAAACCGAGACCUAGCAACCAGAGCUAGACUCGGUAUGUCAGAGACUUGUAAUUGUAUUUAUUUUAACUUUGAUUUGAGGAAACCGGUUUAAGAGUUUAAAGCUCAUUCGCAGGUCAUGCAUGCAAAGUUACAAAAGGACUUUAAAGUGCACCUGUAUUAUUUUGUGAUUUAUUUUUGUGAUUUUUCUUAAAAGCAGGGGUGCUGUUAGGAAUUCUGGGGCCCCCCACACACCCAGCCUCCCAACUCUACCACUAUACGCGGCACCCCUGCGUAAAAUAAUGCUAAAAUCUUGCCUCCUUCUUGUGAGUCUUAAUAUGUAUCGUCACACCCCUAGUCCAUUAGAGUUCUUGCCAAAAAAGUAUUUAACUCAACUUUGAUAACGGUUCUUUGAACAAAUCAACAAGCUUCUGUACUGUGAAGCGAUGGAGUGCACUUUUAUUUAUUAUGUAUCAGAAUAGAAAGAACUAUGUUUAUUACUCUGCUUUGUCACAUGCAUACGGUCCAUCACAAUGUAGAGCUUCCAUUGCUUCUUACAUAGUGGACGUGUAAAAGCCACAUGACUUUUCGCUGUCUACUCAGGCUGAAGUGAUGAGCAAGGAUUGUACUUUUAUAAACCACAAAACUUUCAACUGUCUAGUCACGAGACCACAUAUUUGUUGCAGCGGACUAAGACAGCCACCUUUAGUUGUUCUCAAGCACUUUUAUCUCAUAAUAAAAAGUUCUAUUUUAUUGCUUUUGCAUGCACCCGAGCUAGUGUUUUUCUAAAUCUUUCUUAAAUCAAGAAUAAAACAUCACAUGGAUUUACUCACACAAAAUAGGACAGAUUUGACUAUUUUCCAGUGAGAAAAUUAAAAAAAGUAAA